Bemisia tabaci is the source of this 848-nucleotide messenger RNA. It is a transcript of the gene CHOp24, whose product is annotated as transmembrane p24 trafficking protein CHOp24. Lineage: Eukaryota; Metazoa; Arthropoda; Insecta; Hemiptera; Aleyrodidae. The record is from RefSeq and is a predicted model, not a curated record.
UUUUCCCUGCAGUUCCACAUCACCGAAAAAUAUUCCGGAUGGAUUCGCAGCACCGAAACUGAAGUCCUUUUUCUAAAAUUAAAAUGGAAUUUCACAGUAUUAUUUUCCUAAUUUGUGUGUUAUUAUGCUCGGUGAGCAAGUGUUUUUGUUACUUUAUCACGGUAGAUGCCCAUGCAGAAGAAUGCUUUUUCGAAAAAGUAGAGAUGGGAACCAAACUGGGUUUGAUGUUUGAAAUAUCGGAAGGAGGUUUUCUAGAUAUUGAUAUCAAAAUAAUCGGUCCAGAUGGAAAAAUUAUCCACCAAGCAGAAAGAGAAAGUAGCGGAAAGUUGACUUUUAGUGCACACAUGCCGGGUACCUAUACAUACUGCUUCAGCAAUCAGAUGUCUACGAUGACUCCCAAAGUGGUCAUGUUCAAUAUUGAAAUCGGCGAGCCGCACAAGGAGGUCGCUGCAGGUGAAAAAGGAGAAGCUAAUAAAAUGGAAGAGAUGGUGAACGACUUAAAGAACUCACUCCUUUCUGUGAAGAAAGAACAAGAGAUGGCGUUGGUCAGGGAUCGAAUUCAUAGAGCUAUCAACGAGUCCACAAAUUCAAGAGUUGGUUACUGGUCUAUAUUUGAAUCUCUUGUGCUUGUUGUAAUGACUGUAGGUCAAGUUUAUUAUUUGAAACGAUUUUUCGAGGUUAGGCGGGUUGUAUAAUUUGUAAUUAAAAGUGGUUAAUUUUUUACUUUAAUUUUUAUAAAUACUUUGUAAGUAAUUUCUAUUUUCUUCAUUUUCGAAGUUCAAACCAAUACCUACCUGUAUCUUUGUACAUUGCUCUCCUUUUUUUAAUUAAAUGUUUGUGAAAUUAGA